Molecule: messenger RNA, 834 nt
Organism: Aspergillus nidulans FGSC A4
Lineage: Eukaryota; Fungi; Ascomycota; Eurotiomycetes; Eurotiales; Aspergillaceae
Exons: 2
Coding region: 1-834 (277 amino acids)
Biological process (GO): transmembrane transport
Cellular component (GO): membrane
Molecular function (GO): transmembrane transporter activity
Source: RefSeq, a predicted model, not a curated record
AUGGAGGGAUUUGUGUGCAAUGAACGAUCGUUCAUACCCCCAAGGCCGUUCAAGAAUAUUGGCUUUGUCGCAAUCGUAGCCGAUGCUGCUGUUGGCGCUAUGGUCUAUUACGCAUUCACCGUUCUCUGGCCACAGCUUAUCGAGUCCAUAUACACCACCGACUCGAUCCAGAUUGGACUCCAGAGCUCCGUAGUCGGCGGUGGCGUGCUGCUAGGCCAGAUACUGGGCGGCAUGGCGCUGGGCUUUGUUCCUGGCGUCAAGUACCAGUGCAUUAUUGAUUAUUGUUUCCUGCCUUGCCAUGGCUUUUAUUACCCCACUGAGUGCUUUGGGCUCGGAUAUCUGGUCAAUGGCUAUAGCGUUGGGCACCUUGGGCUGCAUGACAUCGGGCUUGCCGCUGGUGUCCUCGGGUCUCUCCGGGCUCUGGGUGGAGCAGUUGCGCAGGCAGUCUACGUCUCCGUGUUGAACAACGAGGUAGCGAAGAACAUACCAAAGUACGUAGGUGCAGCGGCCACCGCGGCUGGUUUGCCAGAAUCGUCGCUGUCUAGUCUGCUGGAGGCUGUGUCGAGCGGGUCAAGUCUCCAAGGGAUUGACGGUGUUACGGAAAGCGUUGUCACCGCGUUGUUGACUGCGCACAAGGUAGCGUAUUCGGAGAGUUUCCGCAUUGUCUUCCUUUGCACUAUUCCAUUCAGUGUUCUCCUGGUCAUUUCCAGUUGCUUUGUGCCGAGUAUGAGGAACCACGUCCAUUACCAGGUGGCGAGGCGCCUACAAGGGGUUGGAAAAGAAGAAUCUGUAUCCGAUGUCAAGGCUGACACUGAGAUGAUUGAGCAUGUCUAG